UCGUCAAAUGUACCCCACAAGCUCACGGCGAUGACAAAAAGCUUAACGCCUUCAGAACCAACAGCCGACAAAAACGUAAUCCAUACAUCCCUCAUCAUCCUCGAUUUUCGCAACGCGUUAAUCUGUUUCACAAUUUUUCUCUCGCGACUGGUAAUAUUCACGUCUCAACCGUGGAAUUAUCUAUGUCCAACUGUAAACGUUGUACUGCAUUUAACUUCCAAUUUUAUUUACGUGGCAUACUUGUUGAUAAGAAAGCCUUUAAAGUGAAAAAUACACUCGCGAAACAAAAUUUCCCCGAGUUGAAGGGAAUUCCUGUCGGGCUCGUUCCGAUAAUAUUUAAUAUUUUACGCCAACAAGAAAUACGUUCACAGGAAUGUAUUUUACACACGUACAUAUUUUCGAACAAGAACGUGCCUUCGGCGCAUUGAAUAUUUCUCGACACAUCCUAUAGACUGGCAGGGCGUUGAGUUCUUAUUGCACGGACCUUGAAGGUCUCUCGCGAAGAGAUCGCGGAAACGCUCUCCUAUAUAAGCAUGCGUAGAUCCGCGUGCGUGCAGAUCAGUCCCAGGUUCUGAUCCAAAAGUAGUGAAAACCUAUCGUGAUGUUUAAGCUGGUGGUUAUUUCCGUCUUGGCGAGCAUCGCCGCGGUGCAAUGUGGAACCAUUCUCACGCCCGUUGUCGGCAAGCUCGUCUCCGAGAAGGUCGUCGAGGCGCACGGCAGCAACGUGGUGCAUCCGUCGCCGCUGGUGGCCGCGGUCUCGCCCGCGCUGUUGAGAUACGCGGACGUCGCGCUGGUGCAGCAGCCGAUCGCCGAGAUCGUGCAGCCGGUGGCGAAGGCCUCCCUGGUCGCCGAGAAAACGAUCGAGGCCCACGGACACCAAGUGAUCCACGACGCGCGUCCAUUGGUCGCGGCGGCGAAACCGCUGGCCGUCGAGUCGCACGUCGCGGUGCCCACGCUCGCCGCUCACGAAAUACCGUACGCCUCGCCGAUCUACUACUCGGCGUAUCCUCAUCAGUUAGUCGCCGAGAAGACCGUGUCCAGUUACGGGCAUAGCGUUCAACACGCGUAAUAAUCGCCGGGCGAAGUAUCAAACGACUGACUCUAAGGAGCACGCGUGGAUUUACGGAACCAAAUUUCGAGUAUCGCGCGAUUGCGUUGAUACUUGAAUCAAAUUGAACGCGCGACUUCAAUUGAGAAUGUCUUAUUACAACAAAAUUAAUCUGUCUUUGAACGGAAAGUAGAAAUUCUUCUCUGUUCUCGUGAGCUUUAUGAAUUUGAAGAGACUGUCGAUCUACGCUGCGCUCGUUAGGGUUCUAGGAUCAUCCUUUACAUCAACCUUUGCUCGCUACAGUUCAUCCGAAAUCAUUCUCGAUUAUUUUCGCAGCGACGUUGUUCUCAUAGAUCGCCCUAAGAACUAUCCCGAGUUCGGGAACCAUGUCGUCGCGUGACUCGACAAACGGGUUGAAACUGGCAGUCUUUGGCCUGGGAAAGAGGCCGAUCAAUCGCGUUUGUCAACAUUUGUACUAAACCAAAAUAUUGUAUUCAACGUACUCGACUCGCUGUAAAUUCCUCAAUAAAUUUUCACGCAUUUCC
This is a messenger RNA of Vollenhovia emeryi, 1593 nucleotides long. RefSeq lists its product as uncharacterized. The transcript is spliced from 2 exons. Bases 602 to 1069 code for a protein of 155 amino acids. NCBI's taxonomy places the organism in Eukaryota, Metazoa, Arthropoda, Insecta, Hymenoptera, Formicidae. The record is from RefSeq and is a predicted model, not a curated record.